This is a messenger RNA of Sceloporus undulatus (fence lizard), 6496 nucleotides long. RefSeq names its product microtubule associated monooxygenase, calponin and LIM domain containing 1 (gene MICAL1). Gene Ontology annotation, molecular function: FAD binding; protein binding. Bases 275 to 3811 code for a protein of 1178 amino acids. The record is from RefSeq and is a predicted model, not a curated record. NCBI's taxonomy places the organism in Eukaryota, Metazoa, Chordata, Lepidosauria, Squamata, Phrynosomatidae. The transcript has 24 exons.
GCUCCGCUGCUGCUGGUGGUGCUUCCCAGGCGGAGGGGGAUCCCAGCCCAGGAGGGCAUCCCUGAGCAGCAGCAGCAUCACCGCCGCCGCCGCCGCCGGACGGAGCCCUUUGCCCGGGGAAAGCGACAGCAGCCCUGCCCAAAAGCUGGAGGGCAGAGGUCUGGAGGGACUGGAUCGCCUGCCGGGCCAAGGGAGAGGAGGAGGAGGCCCCCUGGCAGCUCAAGGACGGGGCUGGCUGGGCAGGCAUCAUUCUUGACUCUGAAUUCCCAGAAGGAUGAGCCAACAGGAUGAAGAGCAAACCAAUCUGUCUCACUCCCUCUUUGAUGCCUUUCUCCAUGCCAAGCGGUGCAAAGAGGUGUUGGACAGUUUUGGAGCACUGUGUAGGCAUCUGGGCCUGGAGCACACAGGUCAGCUCCAGUUUUACCACAAACUCAAGUCUUGUCUCAACUAUUGGAGUGCCAAGGCUUUGUGGACUAAGCUAGACAAAAAAGCUGGACACAGAGACUAUGAUCAGGGGACAGCCUGUGCCAACACCAAGUGCCUGAUCAUUGGGGCAGGGCCCUGUGGUCUGCGUUCCGCAAUUGAACUGGCCUUCCUGGGAGCCCAGGUAGUGGUGGUGGAGAAGAGAGAUGCAUUUUCCCGAAACAAUGUGCUGCACCUUUGGCCUUUCACCAUUCAAGACCUGCGGGGACUAGGAGCCAAGAAAUUUUAUGGCCAUUUCUGCACAGGCUCCUUGGAUCACAUCAGUAUCCGUCAAUUGCAGCUGAUCCUGCUGAAAGUUGCCUUACUCCUGGGAGUUCAGAUUCACACCAAUGUGCAGUUUAAAGGACUUGUUCCACCAUCAGCCAGUUCUAGUGAACAGGUCAGUGGCUGGAGAGCUAUAUUACAUCCCAGCUCCUCUCCCCUGAGCAAGUAUGAAUUUGAUGUCCUCAUCUCUGCUGGUGGUGGCAGGUUUGUGCCAGAAGGCUUCAAGAGGAAGGAGACUCGUGGGAAGUUGGCCAUAGGCAUAACCACCAACUUUGUUAACAAUCACAGCCGAGCUGAGGUGGAGGUGGCUGAGAUCAGUGGAGUAGCUCGCAUCUACAACCAGAAAUUCUUCCAAAACCUCUAUAACAAAACAGGUAUUGACUUGGAAAACAUUGUCUACUAUAAAGAUGACACCCACUACUUUGUCAUGACAGCAAAAAAGCAGAGUCUGCUGAAGAAGGGAGUCAUCUUAAAGGAUAAGCUGGACAUAGAGAGUUUGCUGUCUCCAGAGAAUGUAAAUCCAGAAGCUCUUCUUGCUUAUGCCAAGGAAGCUGCUAACUUCUCCACCAACUACCAGCUCCCCAAUUUGCAGUUUGCACUGAAUCAUCGCGACCAACCUGACGUUGACAUGUUUGACUUUACCUGCAUGAGCCGCUCAGACAAUGCAGCUCUGGUGCGUGACUGUAAUGGCAAAAAGCUGCUCAUUGGAUUGGUAGGAGACUGCCUUGUGGAGCCGUUCUGGCCCUUAGGCACUGGAGUGGGCAGAGGAUUCCUGGCUGCUUUUGAUGCUGCCUGGAUGGUAAAAAGGUGGGCCUCAGGGAUACCCUCUCUGGAUGUGCUAGCAGAGAGAGAAAGCUUAUAUCAGAGGCUGUCACAGACGUCACCUGACAACACCAACAAGAACAUCAAUCAGUAUAGCAUUGACCCCAUCACACGAUACCCAAACAUCAACCUUCAAGCUAUCAAGGCCUCUCAGGUCCGCAACCUGUAUGUGACAGGAGAAAUUGAAAUGGACCAGAAGAAGAGGAGAAGUCUGGACAGUCUGGAGAUAGUCUAUAAAGAUGCCAGCAGAGCCUAUGAAGAACUCCUGAGCUGGUGUCAAGCUAACACAGCAAGUUACCACAGCAUCAAGGUUGAGGACUUCACACACUCUUGGAAGAAUGGCCUGGCCCUGUGUGCCCUCAUACACCGCUUCCGGCCAGACCUUCUAGACUUCAGCUCGCUGAACCAGAAUGACCCCAUUGGAAACAACCAGCUGGCCUUAGAUGUGGCUGAGCAGGAGCUAGGGAUCUCUCCAGUCCUCUCCAGCACUGAAAUGGCUUCAAUGUCAGAGCCUGAGCAGCUUGGCUUGAUCACCUACCUGAGCCAGUUUUAUGAUGCUUUCAAGAACUCUCCAGUUAGAGACUCUCAAGAACCUGAGGAGAAAACAGCUAAACCCCUGACACCCCGUGGUACCAAGGGAGCUAUCCUGUUUCUUAGCAAGCUGCAGAAGAGUCUCUCUCUCACACGUAAAAGGAACCUGGAGGAGAAUUCCAUGUGGGAUGAACAAACCAAGAAGAAAAAACAAGAGCAUGGGAGCCCCCCUGUCGCUCCUGUGAGGAGCAGUGAUGCCUGCUAUAUCUGUGGCGAGCAUGUCUACAUUGUAGAGCGGGUCAGUGCUGAAGGGCGCUUCUUCCACCGAGGCUGUUUCAAAUGUUACCACUGUAAGACAACUUUGCGACUGGGGGACUUUGCCUUCAAUGAAGAUGAUGGUAAUUUCUAUUGCAGUCUCCACAUUGCAACUGCCACAGAUAUGGUUUCAUCCAGCAGCAGAACCUCUGUCAAAACAGGAUAUAAAGUCUGCAGUCCUUCAGAUAAAGGCAUUCUUGACUUGGCUGUUAAUGAGGAUAGAAUGGAAAUAGACUCAAGACAGCAAAGCCCAUCAUCUUUUACAAAUCAGCCACCAGCAGGCCAGCUUGAGAAAUCUCAGAAAUCAGCUGGUGAAGGAUCUGAACUUUCUCCAUCCAGAAAAAAUGGAGGUGUUGCCAUGAUAAAGUCAUCUCAACAUCUGCAUCAGCAACCCUUUGUUGCAGAGGAUGAGAAGCUGCAGAACUCUAAUUCUGAUUCCAGUUUAGCUUCAUGGGUGGGGGACCAAGAUAUAGAUUUGGGCAGGGCCUAUCCUGAAGAAGCUGCACAUGACCUAAGAAGUUGGAUUGACAACCAACUGCAGGAAGAGGCACAUGGGGACAUUGUUACAGGCAUGCAAGGAGCCAGUAUAGAUCCUGUUGUUUCUCGACAGCUGACUGUUCCAAGCCCAGUACUAGAACAAGGGGAGUGUGAGAAUGCCCAGAGGAGAAUGAUUCGCCUGUCAACCCUGGAAAAGUGUGAACUAUCCAGACUCAGUCCUAUUUCAGCCUCAUUUAAUUUUCCAGAUGAAAGUCUGGAAGAAUCCAACACCAGCAAAGACUCAGAAGAUUUUCUGGAGAUUGGCAGUGAAAGUGAAGAAGAGGAGGAGGAAGAAGAAUAUGAACCAGAGAGCCAUGACCUUGGAGCAGAGAUUCAGUUCUUGAGCUUGACUGAAGAAGGUCAUUAUCCAACAUGGAAAAAGACAUUGAUGCGACGAGCCAGAGAUGCACAAAUGAAGAGGUUUUGCAAAGCUCAGUCAAUCCAGAGGCGACUAGAAGAAAUUGAAGUGACUUUCCGAGAGCUUGAGAAACAGGGGGUGAAGCUGGAGCGGUCUCUACGGGAAGUAGCAGGAACAGAAUCUGAACUAAAGAGAGAAUGGAUGAGCCAGCUGCUCUCCCUGGUCCAAAAGAAGAACAGCCUGAUGUGUGAGGAGUCGGACCUCAUGAUUGCGGUGCAAGAGCUGAAGCUAGAGGAGCAACAGUGCCAGCUGGACCAAGAGCUGCGCCAGUACUACAAUAUGAAUGAGUCUUCAAAAACCCUUGAGGACCAGCAGGUGGAAAAGAAGAUCCUGUCUCAACUGCUGGAAGUUGUAAAUCAGCGUAGUGCCCUAAUUGAGAUGCAGGAGAAAAAACGUCUCAGUGAACUCUCUGAGCAUGUACCAAUGGUGGAAGAACUCUGAAAGAUUUAAGAGUCACCUGGCUUGAAGCCUGUGGAAACAAGAGGCCUUUCUCUUUGUGCUGAAGUUCCAUUUUGGUGCAAACAAGACAAAAAAAAGCUGUCUUCAAGAUCAGCAGCAGAAACUUUGCUGCCACAGGAACAGAAGAACUGCACAGAUGCUGCUCAAACUGUCACUGAAGGCAGACCCAAGAUGCAAUGGUGUUGCAGUGUGCUGCAAGCAGAACUUUUGCCAAUAUAACUGUAACAUUCAAUUAUUACCCAUUUUACAUUGGGGAGGCCCUGCCUGACGUAUAGCUGCACCCUGGAAGUGGAGUGCAUGUAGAUCUAUUUAUUACAUAACCACUUACUACCUGAAGUUUUCUGGGCAGAUUAAAAACAACACCGGAAUGAGAAGCUUUGAAAUAGAACAUAUUUCCUGUCCCCAGGUUAGUGCUUGAUAGCUACUCCUUGGCAUGAAAAGAGGAAGCUGGGCUGUGAUGCUGCUCCAGCUACUGAACUGUGCAUGUUUUACAGUGUAGCAGGAUAGGAUAUAUGAUUUAUUAUGCCAAUAAGAAAUUUUAUUACAUGGGGUUGCAAGACUGGAGCUGAUAUAAUGAGGCAUUUUAGUGGAGAAGUGAAGGGAACAUUUUAUGUAUUAUAGCUGUAGUUUCUCUCCCAUACUAAGCCACUCAGCUUCUCUUUCAUGCCACAGCAUGAGGCCACAAUGUUUCUGACUCCUUUAUGUUAAAUAACAUAGUUGACAAUUUACUUCUAAGUUCCUUCCCAGUGCUGACAAUACAAUGCUGCCCCUCUCCAUAGCAGGUUUGGGGAUUCUUAUUAUGAGUACUGCUGUCCAUCCUCCCUCUUCCAAGCUACUCAAGACACUUUCCAGCAGAAAACUGAAGUGGGCAGUAACAUCAAAAUUUCCAGGCUCACACAGUAUAUAUACACCCAAUUUUUCCAGGCAAAGCAUUCUCUGAAGAUGCUAGCCACAGAUGCUGGCGAAACGUCAGAAAGAAACUCUGCUAGAACAUGGCCACAUAGCCCGAAAAACCCACAAAAAACUAAACAUCAAAAGAGCAUACAAAUGUAAAGUUUUUGAAAUAAGGGGCUAUUAUUGGCUAAAGUUCACAGAAUUCCCAAGCCAGUACAGUAUGGUCAUGCUGGCUAGAGAGUUGUGGGAGCUGUAAUCCAAAAAUGUAACUUCUAAAACAUCUGUAUGGUGGGAGAGGAUCUUGUUGGGUGAACUAAAUCUGACAAUCUCCUCCAAAUUAAAAUUUAGAAUGGCAAAGGCCUGGGAGUAGCAAGUGCUUCCUUUAUUAUCCAAAUCUCAAACAUUUCACAUUGUGUGUAUACUUGUAAUAGAUUCUAAUUAACUCCCAGCUAUAAAGCCAUGCAAGUGUGGCUUACAUCUGAUACAGUGUUCCUGUAAUAGUAGCACAACCUUAAGAGAAGAUUGUUAACUAGGCAGAAGAGUGUAUUUACUGCAGGGAAGCUGUCAGAGAACUCCUGCUGGUUUGUUGCAUAACCAGAAUUGGGCUUCCUUCCAAAUUAAAAAGAAACUGGUUUCUGUUCUGAUCGGAAGGUGCCUGAAUUGAUGUAAGCAGCUGUUCCUUUUACACACAUUUUCUGCUUCAAUAAAGGUGUGUGGAGUAAACAGGAAGCACUCUUCUUUCUUUUCUUAUCCAUGUUCAUUUCACAACAGAAACUAGCCCACAGAUUGUUUUCUUCAUCUCUGCCAAGCCUUUGAGAACCCUACUGCCUAUGCUGCCUACCUUUCUAUCUCAGAAGUGAACAAAACAAAAUUGUUUUCAGGAAUGGAGUGGGAGUUAAAUUAAAUAACUAUUUCUGGAAGCCUCUGGUUGUUUACCCCUUUUUUUGGAAAUGUUUUGAGGGGUGUGUGAGUUUUUGAUAGGGUCAUUAGAGCCUAGAGGAGCAGUAAAAGGAAGGGGACAGGAGCGCAUUGAGCCUGUAGGUUGCAUUUCCCUGCCCCAGAGAUAGGGCAUGCUUACCUGAAAAUUUCAGUAACUUGUAUGCACAUUGAGCAAGACUAUCAGCAUCCUGCUUCUUGGUGCAUUCUCCAUUAUGCUGUGUUUGACAAAAGAUCUAAGGUGUAACAUUAUACAGUUCAACACAGCACACUUUGGCUCAGAACUGCUCUUUCCAGUUGGACUUUCGAAAAGGGAUGGAGGAGCAGAAGCUAAAAGGUACCUCCUUUUUCUAGUGCAUGCUGAUCUGCUACACUUCAUGCUUUUUAAAAAAAAUGAGACAAAUAUAUUUGAAAGGGUAGGAUUUUUCUUCCCUCACACAUACCCAUGUGGUCAUCUGUCUCUUUCCCCAAGAUGUUUUAAGGAACAAGCUGCAUAAAAUUCAGCCUGAAGUCUGCUAAUCCCAGCUCAAGAAGCAGCCACUGGGAUCAGGGUGGGAGGUAAUCUGUUGGCAACAGAAGGGUGUUCACAAUAUUAUGUUUUAAAAAAAGGUUUACAACCGUAUAGCAGGCUGCUAUGAACUGUUCAAUGAAGGUUCCUUAGCAUACAGUUCUGCAGAUCAGGAAUACAUGAACAUGAGGGAAAAUCUCAGGGUCAGUCACUGGCAUCUCACAUUAAAGGAUCUUGGCAAAAAAAAAAGGGGGCUGGAAAAAUCCCUCUUACCUGACAGCCUACAAAACUACUGUCAUUCAGUGUAUCUGCACCAGAAUAACUGGCAG